Messenger RNA from Arachis ipaensis, 1381 nucleotides. The record is from RefSeq and is a predicted model, not a curated record. Lineage: Eukaryota; Viridiplantae; Streptophyta; Magnoliopsida; Fabales; Fabaceae.
AUGCCAAAGCAAAAGAGGUACAAGAAUCUACUUAAAGCAACAGCAGCUGCAAAUUCUUCACAAGACAAGUCAAUUGCAGCUGCAAAUUCCUCCCGAGACAAGUCGGCAGCUUCAAAUGCAUCACAAGUCAAGUCCGCAGCAGCUGCAAAUUCCUCCCAAGAGACAUCGGCAGCUACAAAUUCCUCCCGAGACAAGUCGGCAGCAGCUGUAAAUUCCUCCCGAGACAAGUCAGCAGCUUCAAGUUCCUCCCGGGAUAAGUCAGCAGCUUCAACAGCAGCUGCAAGUUCAUCCCGAGACAAGUCGGCAGCUUCAAAUUCUUCUGAGCAUCCAUCCGAACCUAAACGUAAACGUGGACGUGAAUCUAAACAUUAUUGGACUGUUGAUGCCAUAGCAAUAGGAGAAGCAGCUGGACUCCUUGCAGGAGUUUGUGGGCAAUUGGCCACCAAUUGUGUAGCAUUUCCAAUCAGUUUUGAAAAGUGGUCAGACAUUCCAAAAAGCUUUUUUGAAAAUCAAUGGAAUAUUUUUUUCCUAGCUCGAUUUUGCUUCAAAGUGAGUGAUAACUUGGCCAAACGAUUUUUGCUCCAAUCACUUGGCAAAAAAUGGAGGGAACACAGGAUAAAGCUUUGGAAUGAUUUUUAUGAUCCGAGGUUGAGUAAAACCGAGAUCAUAAAUAAUGCACCAGAAGAUAUUGCUCCUGAUCAAUGGGCUUUAUUUGUAGAAUAUCGUUUGAAGCCUGAAACUCAGAAACUUUGUAAGAGGAAUCAAGAAAUUCGGCAAAAACAAAUAAUUCCUCAUACUUCAGGUGCUAAAUCAAUUGCAAGAAGAAGGGCUGAAUUGACGGAAGAGACGGGAAAAGAAGUUAGUAGGGUUCAAAUGUGGGACAUCACUCACAAGAAAACAGAUGGAAGUUAUGUUAAUGAAAAAGCUAAAGAAAUAGCGGAGAAGAUUGAAGCACAUAGCAGCCAACAACCGAUGGAAUUAACUCUUAAUUCUCCUCUUGAUGCUCUUGGAGUAGUUUUUGGGAAAGAGCACCCUGGUCGUGUUCGAGGUUUAGGUAUGUGAGCUGUUCCAACAAUUGCUUUCAAGAACAACACUACAAGGAUUAGUCAAAUGAAUUUAGGUUCUUCAAAUGAUGUUGGAACAUCAUCUACUUGUGGUCCAAAUGUGCAAGAAGAGUUGGAUACCGUUAAAGCGCAAUUGCAAGCGCUAGUCUCUUAUAUUGCUUCUAAGGAAGGAGGUAAAAUUCCAAUACAAUUGGCUGGAAUGUUUCCUACUCAACAAGUUUCACAGGGAUUGGAUCAGGAGAGUGAGAUUCCAUCACCAAAAGAGUUAGGAAGUAGGUCUUCUGGAGCAAGCAACAAGGAAGCUUGAUAUGUUAAGA